UUCAACAUGACACCUCCGAUGUUUGCUUUGUACGUGACAGGUCUGUUUUUGUGGAUAAUGGCUGCUGUGACUGCUCUAACACUGUCAUCAUCUUUGCGUUUCAUAUCAGUAAGCGAAGGUGAACCUGUGACUUUGGAAUGUUUCUAUGGAGAUGGUUCAGUAAUUAUGGUGUACUGGUAUAAACAAGCCCCAGGACAAAAACCACGACCUCUUUCUAAAGCGUAUAAGCGCGACAAAAAUGCCACUCUGUUUGGUGAAUUUGUGAAUGAUCAACGCUUGAAACUGGAAAUUAGCCCUGGUAAAAAUCACCUGAAGAUCUCGUAUGUGCACAUUUCAGAUACAGGUAUUUAUUACUGCAUAGGUGGCAUUUCAGAUGCGUUUAACUUUAUAGAGGGCAUUGUUAUCCAUGUAAAGAGCCCAGGAUUGAACAUCCCAGCUUCGGUCCAUCAGUCAGCAUCUGGGAUCAUCCAGCCAGGAGGCUCUAUGACUCUGAACUGUACAGUACACACUGGGACCUGUGAUGGAGAACACAGUGUUUACUGGUUCAAACAGUCUCAAGAAUCUCAUCCAGGACUCAUUUACACCCAUGGAGGCAGGAAUGAUCAGUGUGAGAGGAAAGGCAACACACAAACACACACCUGUGUCUACAACUUACCAAUGAAGAGCCUGAAUCUUUCUCAUGCUGGGACCUACUACUGUGCUGUUGCCUUAUGUGGACACAUGCUGUUUGGAAACGGGACCAAGCUGGACUUUGAGGGAUCUACAGAUGAUGGAGACUCUCCUGUCUUGGUGUAUUUCCUGACUGGUAGCUCAGCACUCUCCACCACUCUGUGUGUUUUAAUGGCUUUCUUAGUAUACACGAUGAACAGGAGAUACAGCUGCCUUUGUGCAGGAUUACCAAAUCGAAGAUGAUGACUAUGAGAAUGCAUUGUCUUUCAUUACGUACGUCACUGAGGAGUACCGAAUCUGGGCAGAGGCUUCAAAUGGAGUCGGGUUAUUGAUAAAGUUGGGAAUGUCUGGUAUAGAAGAUAAGAAAAGAAACACCUUUGCAAAUUAUUGGAAAUGGCUGAAUUGUCAAGCAUAGACAUACUAUUUUAUAAGUGAUCUUAUGUCAAUGAGAUCAAUGCAUUGUGAAAGUGUUGCUGAAAUAAUGAUAGACAGCCUAUAAAACACUGCUUCAUCAGAACACAAGGUCAACAGAUCAACAAGACAGGAUGACACCCAAAGUGAGUGUGUGAACUCCAGUGUGAGGCAGCAGAAGCAGGAAAUACUGCGUUUAUAUCUUGUUUAUGUAUAACUACAUUGUGUCUACUAUUCUAUGCAAAGUAUUUCUUUUAAACAUGAGCACUGCUGUCAUGUUGUCAGUAAA
Molecule: messenger RNA, 1369 nt
Organism: Acanthopagrus latus (yellowfin seabream)
Lineage: Eukaryota; Metazoa; Chordata; Actinopteri; Spariformes; Sparidae
Exons: 4
Coding region: 7-912 (301 amino acids)
Biological process (GO): response to bacterium
Source: RefSeq, a predicted model, not a curated record